GCUGAGCUACAAUUGAACAAGUUCGCUUUUCAAAUAUGGCGUUAAAUUUGCAAUAAUUUCAGUUCUUAAUUGGUAGAUGUGACAGCAUUAGCUACCAAUUGAAUAAUAACUAACUAUUUAAUAACUUAGCUAUUUACGCACAUUAAAGUUCAGUUGUCUAAAGUGUUAUUUAAUAAAAGGGCAGCAAAUAAUCCGAGCUUGUGACGUCACAGACUGCGUUUGAAUGGUCUUGAAAUUUUUGAAAUUCAAGUCAAAAAAAAAAGGCAGAGAUUUAAUUUUAUACGUUUAAUUGAGAAAAGAAAAAAAGAAUGGGAAUUCGCACGAUUUGUCUUAUAUUCUUUGGCCUGUGCCUCUUUGGGGCUCUGGUCAUAAUUCUGGGCAAUGUAAUGACCGGCCUAGGAGAACGUUCGGGCCUGGGCUGGUUCCUUCACACAACUAGUCCCUACAUGUGGGCUGGUUUGGGCGUCGGACUGUGCGUCUCACUAUCUGUUGUGGGCGCGGCGAUUGGCAUUUACAUGACGGGCGUCAGCAUUGUCGGAGGAGGAGUGCAUGCGCCUCGCAUUAAAACUAAGAAUCUUAUAUCUGUCAUCUUUUGCGAAGCCGUUGCCAUUUACGGUCUAAUCAGCUCGAUUGUAUUCUCCGGCAAUCUGCAGACCUAUGUGAUUCACAAUGUGAUAAACAAUCGUAAGAUCAUGACGCGAAACAUAUUUACGGGAUAUGCCACCUUUGGCGCCGGCCUGUCUGUUGGCCUAGUGAAUCUCAGCUGUGGCAUCUGCGUGGGAAUUGUGGGCUCUGGAGCGGCUCUAGCGGAUGCCGCCAAUUCAUCCCUAUUUGUCAAGAUACUAAUUGUGGAGAUCUUUGGCUCAGCAAUUGGACUGUUCGGAUUGAUUGUGGGCAUUUACAUGACGUCCAAUGCGGAAAUGGUUAAUUAAUUCAUUUUUUAUUAAAAACUAAAGCUUAAAUACUA
Messenger RNA from Drosophila mojavensis, 967 nucleotides. RefSeq names its product V-type proton ATPase 21 kDa proteolipid subunit. The transcript has a single exon. The coding region runs from base 309 to 932 and encodes 207 amino acids. Gene Ontology annotation, cellular component: proton-transporting V-type ATPase, V0 domain. The record is from RefSeq and is a predicted model, not a curated record. NCBI's taxonomy places the organism in Eukaryota, Metazoa, Arthropoda, Insecta, Diptera, Drosophilidae. Gene Ontology annotation, molecular function: proton-transporting ATPase activity, rotational mechanism. Gene Ontology annotation, biological process: proton transmembrane transport.